Drosophila busckii is the source of this 949-nucleotide messenger RNA. It is a transcript of the gene Reg-2, whose product is annotated as rhythmically expressed gene 2 protein. Bases 137 to 922 code for a protein of 261 amino acids. The transcript has 3 exons. The record is from RefSeq and is a predicted model, not a curated record. NCBI's taxonomy places the organism in Eukaryota, Metazoa, Arthropoda, Insecta, Diptera, Drosophilidae.
CUGUGCGGUCAUAGCAGAAAAGUAAUUACGGACUCAAAUCACGUACGUAGUAUGCCGGCCAGCCUCAAACGUAGCAGACGCACAUACACCGCAUAUUGCUUAUAAUAUAUAUACAUAAAACGAAACCCCAGCAAAGAUGCGCGCACUGAAACGCUUCAGAUUGAUAACAUUCGAUGUAACAAAUACGCUGCUGCAAUUUCGCACCAGUCCGGGCAAACAAUAUGGCGAGAUUGGUGCGCUCUUUGGAGCGCGCUGUGAUAACAAUGAGCUCGCCAAGAAUUUUAAGGCCAAUUGGUACAAAAUGAAUCGCGACUAUCCAAACUUUGGGCGUGAAACCACGCCCCAAUUGGAGUGGCAGCGCUGGUGGCGUCAGCUGAUAUCAGGCACUUUUGCGGAAAGUGGCGCUGCCAUACCCGAGCACAAGCUGGACAACUUUAACAAUCAUCUGCUGGAGCUAUACAAGACCACAAUUUGCUGGCAGCCCUGCAAUGGCAGCGUGGAGCUGUUGCAACAAUUGCGUAAAGCUAAUGCCACAGGAACGCCACUGAAAGUGGGUGUUAUAGCCAAUUUCGAUCCACGCUUGGCUGCGCUGCUGCACAACACUAAGCUGGAUAAGUACUUGGACUUUGCGCUCAACUCCUAUGAAGCUAAAGCGGAAAAGCCACAAGCGGCCAUAUUUGAAAGCGCCAUGGCUGUGGCAGGCUUAAGCGACCUUAAGCCAGAGCAGUGUCUGCAUAUCGGUGAUGGUCCAACCACAGAUUAUUUGGGCGCCAAGCAACUGGGCUGGCAUGCGGCGCUGGUGCAUGAGAAGAGUUACACAUAUUUGGUCAAGAAGUACGGCGAGCAAAUCAAGCGUGAGCACGUUUUUCCAAGUCUCUAUGAUUUUCACAGAAAGUUGAGCGACGAUGCAGUAAUUUGGUAGAUUAUAGAAAUAAACAAUUUAAAUAAA